AUGACGAUGAAUGUGAUGGUGGAGAUUGAGGCGGAGGAAAUGGAUGAGGGUCUGAGUUUGAUGGAGGAUUUGAAGUCGGGAGGUUUGAAUAUUAGUAGCCACACGGAAAUGCCAGGAAGGGUCAAAAUAAUUGGAUUCAUCAAGAAAAGGUGGAUCGUUGAUUCGACAACAGGGCGUCGAGUGAAGCUUGUGUGCGUGAAUUGGCCUUCCCACACACAGAGCAUGCUAAUAGAAGGUCUCAACCACAGGCCAUUAAAAGAGCUGGCAGAUGAGGCAAUCAAGUUGAGGUUUAAUUGUGUACGACUCACGUAUGCAACUCAAAUGUUCACUCGUUAUGCAAAUAGGACAGUUGAAGAGAAUUUUGACCUCCUCGAUUUAGAGCAAGCAAAAGCCGGAUUGGCUCAAUAUAAUCCUUUUGUGUUGAACAAGACUAUUGCUGAAGCCUAUGAAGCUGUUGUUGAUGUGCUUGGAGAGAGUGGUUUAAUGGUGAUUGCCGACAACCAUAUGAGUCAGCCAAGAUGGUGUUGCUCUCUUGACGAUGGCAAUGGAUUUUUUGGAGACCGCUAUUUUGACCCUCAAGAAUGGCUACAAGGUCUUAGCUUUAGUUGCUCAACGCUUUUCCAAGAAAUCAACGGUACGUACAAAUUAAGGAAAAUUCUCACACUCUUGAAACUAAACUCAAACGUUUAA
Molecule: messenger RNA, 690 nt
Organism: Cucurbita pepo subsp. pepo (vegetable marrow)
Lineage: Eukaryota; Viridiplantae; Streptophyta; Magnoliopsida; Cucurbitales; Cucurbitaceae
Source: RefSeq, a predicted model, not a curated record